UGGAGGUCCAACUGUUUCUCAUCUGAGGAAAAUCACAUUUCUCAUCUUUGGUCUAGUGUUUGCUGAUUACACUACGCUUUCUUCACAAAUCCAAGCAUCUCCAGUAAAAUGCCGCUCGAGGGAUUUCUCCUCAUAUGAGCACUGUGAGAUACGUCCAGAUGGAGUGCAUGACUUGGUCUGCUUUGGUAAACAUGAAACACGUAGUAAAAAAACCUGUGUGUGGAAACCUGGAAACCACACGUCAGAGAAGAACUACACGGUGAUUAUGAGGCAACGUUCCAGAAAUUACUGCUCAUUUUAUCCAAACAUUGAAGGAUCCUUAAAAUCAGUCAAUUUUACAGUAUACGAAAAACUCGACAUGAACGUUGAAGUUUUUGAACACGGUGAAGCAGCAAACUGCACAAAAGCAGUUUUCCAAGGUUCACCAAAGGACACAUUGCGAUGUGGCCCUCCUCAAACGGCCUCCUUCAGCCGAACCGCCGGGAGGCUGCAAGCGAGAGUCAGCUGGCUGCAGGACGACAUGAAGGUCGUUGACAGAUACAACAUGAGAUAUAAAACUCUGGGCAGCCGGGCGUGGAGCGAGUCAUUUGUUAGGUCUGAAAAUGGGAGCAGCUGCAGAGUGGACACCCUGAACUCCUCACUGGUCUAUUCCGUCCAGAUCCAGUGUGUUCCUAACGACAAGUGCUCGCAGUGCCCCUGGAGCGAAGCGUACACCGUGCCGGCAGCACUGACCACACCGCCGAUCGUCCAAUUUCAUGAAAAGGACCAUGCAAGGAAGAAAGGCCGCCGGGUGAUUUCUGUCGCCUGGACGCCUCCAGACAGAGGCCAGUACGACGGCUACCGUGUGACGGUGUGGAAGGCCUCGGGAGAGACUCGGGGUGAACAGACGAUCACCGCCCAGCCUCACCUCAGACUCGUCCUCUCCUACUCGUCUUAUCGUCUGAACGUCAGCGCCGUCAAUAACGCCAGCGUCUCCCCGGCCGCGAGCGUCUUGAUACCACGGAGUGAAGACCAGACUGGUGUUCCAGAUGGGAGGCUGAACGUGACGGUCCACCACAACAACUCGUUUACCGUCUUCUGGAAAGACAAUCUCAGCAGAUCGUACGUUUGCUACUCAGUGGAGUGGUGGGAAAAAGAACAGAAGACAAUCUACAUGUCUUUCCAUGAGAGCAAGAACAACUACAGAACCCUUUUUCCAUUACCAGAGCCUCUGAAGCCGUACACCAGAUACAACAUCACUCUUCACACGCGGCCAAACAAGGACACCUGCAACAUGGUGCGCGUCAACAACAGCGAGAGCACCUACGCCAGCACGCAGUUCUACUCCGUGGAGGGCUCUCCCGUCGGCGCUCCCACGAACAUCAGCACCUCCGACAUCACCCUGGACUCGGCCGUGCUGCGAUGGUCGUGCAUCCCGGAGGAGGGCAUCAGAGGAUUCCUGACGGAUUACACAAUCUACUUCAUGGAGUAUCACCAAAGGGAGGCGAGCGCAGAGAGGAACGUCACAGUGGGGCCGACACUGAACAGUUUUGAACUGGCGGGUUUGAAAAGUGACACGGUUUACCAAGUACAGAUGUCGGGCUCCACCUCGGCAGGAGAGGGAGUUCGAAGCGCCACAAGUUUUUUCAAGACAAAACCCAAAGAGAAGGUCGACCUGGGACUCAUCGUGGGCUUUGUGGUUGUAGCCUUGGUGCUGAUAUGUGGCUCGCCUGUAAUUAAAAGGGUAAAGGUCAUCCUGUGGCCAAGCAUACCAAACCCUGGGAGAAGCAACGCCAUGCAGAAAAUAGACGGCGCGGAUGAGCUGGAACUGACGGAAGCCAUCAGCAUUCUGAAUGUGGACGAAUGGGAUGUGAAAAGCCUUCACAUACUGGAGAGAGAAGCAGCGAGUCCUGCUAAUGUGCUGACGCUCCUGAAUCCGCCAGAGGACGAGGAAGACUCAGCAGGAAGCAGGUCCAGCUGGGCAGAGGACGACACGGACAGUGCCGGCAGAGACGUCUCACUGAGUGAUCCCAAUACUCUCCUUCACACACAACAAACAAACAUGCAAGGUUCUGCCCUUGCCUUCGCUGGCGGAUACACCACAGUGGAAAUGUUCCAGCAGGGCAUGAACGCAGCCGCGACUCCUGAUGUGGGGAAAAGCUCGCCGGACCUGGAUUCGACCACGAUGAGACCCGGACUGGACUACGUGAGGCAGGUCAGCUACAGUCCGGCCUCAGGCGGCGAGCGCACGUCCACGUUUCUGUGAGAGAAGCUGGACUGUGUGAAACACCAUCACUACGCCAAGAGGCAAAUGAAAACCGACAAACAGGACCGCGGGAUAUUUUACAGACAUUUCUACUCCAGUUGAAGGAACAGUCUUUCAGAACUUUGGCCUUCGUGUGGAAAAAAUUGCAACUAAUGCUUUUUUUCAAUGAAUGUAUCUCUUUAUGAAGGUUUGCUCACUUUUUGCAUACUGUAUUAAAAAAAACCUAAUAUGGCUCCGAUUUUUUUUACUAAAACAUUUUUUUAUAUUUAGUUUUAAAUGUUAAUUUUGUCUCUGAUGUGAUGCAUUUUCAUUAAAAAUAUCCAUCAACUGUU
This is a messenger RNA of Salarias fasciatus (jewelled blenny), 2577 nucleotides long. RefSeq names its product interleukin-31 receptor subunit alpha. Gene Ontology annotation, molecular function: cytokine receptor activity; cytokine binding. Gene Ontology annotation, biological process: cytokine-mediated signaling pathway. Bases 266 to 2245 code for a protein of 659 amino acids. The transcript has 17 exons. The record is from RefSeq and is a predicted model, not a curated record. Lineage: Eukaryota; Metazoa; Chordata; Actinopteri; Blenniiformes; Blenniidae. Gene Ontology annotation, cellular component: external side of plasma membrane; signaling receptor complex.